UUUACCUUCCUGGUCGCGGUGUUCUACAAUGGCGGCAGCGGCGCGUUUAUUGCUGCGGAGUUCGGCGGCUUUUAAAGCCUCUGUUACUGAUGUGUGCGUUGGAGUGCAGGGCAGUAGUGCAGGACUCUCACUCCUCAGAUUCUCACCGAGCUGCUCGCUCAGGCUGAAGACACAAAAAAGACAUGCGGCACAUUUCACCUUUCACCCUGACCCUGUCCCGACGACGUACGGCGCCACCACGAAGAUGAACCUGUUCCAGUCCAUAACCAGCGCCUUGGACAACACCUUGUCCAGUGACCCGACAGCAGUAAUUUUCGGGGAGGAUGUAGCCUUUGGUGGUGUGUUUCGAUGCACAGUUGGUCUAAGGGACAAAUAUGGCCAAGACCGUGUUUUUAACACUCCGCUCUGUGAGCAGGGCAUUGUGGGAUUUGGCAUAGGAGUGGCUGUUGCAGGAGCUACAGCCAUUGCAGAAAUUCAGUUUGCUGAUUACAUCUUUCCUGCUUUUGAUCAGAUUGUAAACGAAGCUGCUAAGUACCGGUACCGUUCAGGGAAUCAUUUCGACUGUGGGAACCUGACCAUCCGAGCACCAUGGGGUUGUGUGGGCCAUGGCUCCCUCUACCACUCUCAGAGUCCUGAGGCCUUCUUUGCCCACUGCUCCGGCCUUAAGGUGGUUGUGCCAAGAGGUCCAAUCCAAGCUAAAGGCCUGCUGAUGUCCUGCAUUGCUGAUAAAAAUCCCUGCAUUUUCUUUGAGCCCAAGAUCCUUUACAGGGCAGCAGUGGAGCAAGUACCGACCGACGCAUACUACCUCCCCCUCUCUCAGGCUGAUAUUGUGCAGGAGGGAAGUGACCUCACCAUGGUUGCCUGGGGAACACAGGUUCAUGUAAUGAAAGAAGUUGCUAACAUGGCACAGGACAAGCUUGGUGUGUCUUGUGAGGUCAUUGACUUGCAGACAAUUUUGCCAUGGGACAUAGAGACAGUAUGUAAGUCUGUGGUGAAGACGGGGCGGCUGCUGAUCAGUCAUGAGGCUCCAGUGACUGGAGGCUUCGCUGCAGAGAUCACCACAACAGUGCAGGAGGAAUGUUUUCUUAACCUGGAGGCACCUAUCGCCAGGGUUUGUGGAUAUGAUACACCUUUUGCUCACAUUUUUGAACCCUUCUAUAUCCCAGACAAAUGGAAGUGUUUUGAGGCUGUCAAAAGAAUGAUCAACUACUAGAAUCUGGAAACUCAUCACAGAUGUUGCUACCAUUGCCUAGCAGGCAACUAACUCAUUGGGAUGGAUGAACUUUGACUUAAACCCAAGAACUUCAAUGUUCAACAGUGUAGAACCAUAUUCAUGAACACUAAAAUAUAGAUAAAAUGUGUGCCCUUUGUAUUUUAUUUGGAAGCUUAAUGUUUUCCUUUUUGCUGUUACAUUGUGAUUACCUCUGUUUAAAUUCUUUGUCACAUUGGAUUUUUGGUUUCUGAACAAAUUAAAGACAC
Clarias gariepinus (North African catfish) is the source of this 1479-nucleotide messenger RNA. RefSeq names its product branched chain keto acid dehydrogenase E1 subunit beta (gene bckdhb). Lineage: Eukaryota; Metazoa; Chordata; Actinopteri; Siluriformes; Clariidae. The transcript is spliced from 11 exons. Gene Ontology annotation, molecular function: catalytic activity. Gene Ontology annotation, biological process: branched-chain amino acid catabolic process; response to nutrient. The record is from RefSeq and is a predicted model, not a curated record. The coding region runs from base 29 to 1213 and encodes 394 amino acids.